AUGUCUCGCCACAGCCCUAGCCUCGCUCGUCUUGAAAGACGGCGCUUCUCACGAGCUGUACUACCGGUUGUUGGUAUUAGUGGCUCAACAUCUGCAUCCAAUGGGUUCUCUCAAUUUCCUCUCAGGUCUCUGUACUCCAGCAAUCAGAUUGUUGUCAAGGCCUACGUCCUAGAUAGCCUCAUGUCGUCAUGGCCUUCGUUCUCCGCCUCUCAACCUCAGCAUUGGGAGCAUCUCCGAGGGUUACAACUAGCGAAUCCGCACUAUCUGACGUCAAGGCCCGUCGAUCUUCUCAUUGGCGCAGAUUUCUUUGGAUCGAUCGUGGAGCCGCAGAUCAUCAAGGGGCCAUCCGAUUCCCCUAUUGCGAUGCUGACUCUCUUCGGGUGGGUAGUGCUCGGACCUACCUCUGCAGUGACGUCGGCGGCGAGCUCGCAUCACGUCUCUGUCAGUAACGAGGAACUCAGCGAGCUUCUCACCUCGUUCUGGCAGCAGGAGGAGGUGUCUACAGCUGAAGGCAAGUACGUCAUUCUCACGAAGGAAGAGGCAGAGUGUGAGGAGUUUUUCCAGCGCACCCAUACUCGAGAUCGCUCGGGGCGCUAUAUUGUUCGUCUGCUUUUCGUUUGCUCUCCCCCAGAGCUCGGGGAUUCUGUAGGCCGCGCGAAGGCGUGUCUCGCAAGCCUGUUGCGGAUGCUGGACAAAAGGCAGGGAUCUCGACAGCUUUAUAGUGAUUUUCUCAAGGAGUAUGAAGAGUUGGGGCACAUGGUGUGUGCUCCUGCUGUACCUGUCUCAUGCGACUCUCGGAUCUUGAGGGUUGAGGGAGGGUCUCUGAGGGCGGGCGGUUAUAUCAGGAUUCCGGUCAGGGUUCGUCACGGAGGCAAUCUCGCUCUUCUGCUCCUACAUUCUACUUCCCUCAUCAUUGUGUUCUCCGGGAAACGCACUGGGGCCAAGCUACAGCGGAACAUCUCUGACGUACUGCUCUGGUCUCGACAGAGCAGGUACAUCUUUAUGACGGACAUCACGAAGAUGUUCCGUCAGAUCAAGGUGCAUCGGGAGGACUGGCCUCUUCAACAGAUGUUGUGGCGUGAUUCUUGGGGCCAGAUCUGCACCUAUUAG
This is a messenger RNA of Diachasmimorpha longicaudata, 1110 nucleotides long. RefSeq lists its product as uncharacterized. The transcript has 4 exons. The record is from RefSeq and is a predicted model, not a curated record. The coding region runs from base 1 to 1110 and encodes 369 amino acids. NCBI's taxonomy places the organism in Eukaryota, Metazoa, Arthropoda, Insecta, Hymenoptera, Braconidae.